Molecule: messenger RNA, 1065 nt
Organism: Notechis scutatus (mainland tiger snake)
Lineage: Eukaryota; Metazoa; Chordata; Lepidosauria; Squamata; Elapidae
Source: RefSeq, a predicted model, not a curated record
AUGUGGGUACCUCAACUUAUGACUUACAAUGGAAAUUCCAGACUCCAUUAUGAUUGGCACUUCACAAAAAGAAAGAAAACAUCUCUUUGGUUCACAGUCGCCCUUUUGGUAGUGUCUGUUUUCAUACUGACCAUAGGACUUGCAGCAACCACAAGAACUGAAAAUGUAACUGUGGGAGGCUAUUAUCCAGGAAUAAUACUUGGCUUCGGAUCUUUCCUAGGGAUUAUUGGGCUCCAUCUGGUAGAGAAUCGAAAGCAAAUGCUGAUAGCAUCCAUCGUGUUCAUCAGCUUUGGAGUGGUAGCAGCUUUUUGUUGUGCAAUCGUUGAUGGUGUGUUUGCAGCGCGUCACAUAGAACCCAGGCCUUUAUAUACUAAAAGGUGCCAGUAUUAUACAAGUGGAAUUGGAUACUUAUUUGAUGCCUACCAGACAGAGGUGACCUGUUAUGCCUUAAAUAACAAAUGCCAGCUGAAAGUGAAAAGUAACACGUGUUACUGCUGUGAUUUAUAUAACUGUGAAAACUCAGAACACUCUACCAGCUAUUAUGAAUUCCUUGGGGUGAGCAGCUGUCAAGAUGUGGUUCACCUCUACCGACUGCUUUGGUCAUCCACCGUCUUGAACAUCAUUGGCUUGUUCCUCGGCAUAAUCACAGCAGCCAUACUUGGAGCCUUUAAAGAUGUGGUUCCUGUUUCCCAAAUUGCCUUCAGCUCUGCUCCGCCACCACAGAUCCUUUACAAUCCUGCUCAGCAGAUCUUGACAUAUGCUGGAUUUUGUCCUUCAGCAACUUCUGUUCCUCAUUAUCCUUCCUAUCAUCUGCCCCUUCAGCCUACCGGCAAUUUCCCAACAUCUUCGUCUACUGAUGUAUCUUUAGCUGAUGACCCCCAGCCACCUUCUCAGGCCAGCUGUAACCAUGGGGUGCCUCCUAAUGCUCCUCCAUUAUACACAUCAGCCUAUUUCUUGUCAGGUGAAAAGCCUCCACCGUACGUACCGUAGCCAAUAGAUUAUUAUCCACCUGUUUUUGAAAAAUAAAAUAGCUUUGGCAGUGAGAACAAUGUGUGCUGACUAGAU